UUCAGUAAUGUAUGGUAUUCAGCAACAUUUUCUCUUUCUAUAUUUAUCUCAUGAACCCAAUAUCUUCUCUUAACUUUUUUUUUUUGGCGCGGAAAUCUCAUCUACAUUUAAAUAUAACAAACGUAAUAAAUCAUAUUCAUUAAAAAGGAGAUGGACAAUAUGUCCAAAUUUAUAUUAGUUAAGUAGACAUAAGUGAUCAUGCCGCAUUUUUGCAUGAUUAAAUAUAAAAGGCCGCACUGAGUACACAAAACAAAUGUAUAACAAAACUUAAAAAAAAAAGUCUAAAUAAUGGCAUGGGCAUACGCCUAUGGAGUAAUUGUAUUCAUUUAUAUAAAAAAAACGUAAUAAAUCGUCCUCGAAUUCACUGUCAGACUCCGAAAACAUUGUGCACCUGAAGAUAUUACAACAGCGUCUGAUGUCAAUAUACGUCGUAUACGUCGGCCAAGUGUGCACACCACGUUGCAUUGAAUACGUUGCGUACGUGGGCUCAGUUUGUUCCUACCUUAAAUGUUAUUCUGAUUUAUAAAACGUGGAAAAUAAAAACUUUUUAAACAAACAAAAAGAUCGAGGUAAAAAAAACAAUAUCAAUACGUAAUGAAAGAAAAAAUACAAUUCUUUACAUACAUCUAAAAGUUGUUAUGUAGAUCUGAGUUACCCUUUCGAGUUUCAAGUUCAACUUUUUUUAUAAGCGAGGUACAAUAAAGUCUUUGGGUACAAUAUACAGAUGACUGUAGGCAGGCAUGAGGUAAGAUGACUCAAAUGAUGUAACUAGAUUACUCGAGAAAAAGAACUUUCAAAUUCUCACGCAUUAUGUCAUAAUGUCAGCAAAUGUCACACACAAUCACCGACAGUUGCAAACAGUACACAAAAUACCAAAACUAAAAUGGAUUCUAAAUAACUCUCAAUAAAAAUGUAACAACAUCACAACGAUCCAUCUACCAUACAUACCACCGUUACUAUAAUUCUCUGAAUAGCUAGCUAUCUGAAAUGGGUAAGCCAAAGUUCGACCCGCCAACGAAUACUUUCCCGUAUAAAAUACCAAAGCGGCUAAACAUCCUGAGUGUGCCAAGGAAUUAUAUAAUCGAUACGGACGAGGGUAUGCCCAUGUUGACCCCGCGCGGUAUCAGGAAAUCCGCCUUGAACUCGCAACUGUCGGAUAGAGUAAACGAUGCUGCUUGGCCCUAUAUACGCCGUUUCCUGAUCCUCAAAAGAAUGUACAAGAACCGAUUCAGCCAAGAGAGAAUAGAAAAGAUCGACAGAAUGAUAGAAGCUGCCAACGCCACAUGCUACAGCAAGCUGGCGAACUGCGUACUGGACCUUAAGAAACAGGACACAAAAGAGGUGAAGAAGAAGAGAGGCUGGUCGGAGAGCGAGUGGAAAAAACACAUGGACUACAUCAACCAGAUCGCCGGCCCAAGGAAGGACUUUAGACCACCACCUGUUAAGAGAGGAACUGCAAAACCUCUACCAGACUUAUUACCACGGAUCAACGAGAUAUGCUGGUUGCCGGAAUUCAAGGUCUACAAACGGCUAUCACAAGAAACGUGGUACAGAGAUCCUGUCAAGGUCCCGCCCGCUGCUCUGAAGUAUGUGAUAUCAGAUCGAGUGAAGAAGCUAGCUGCUCACAGAAUUAUACAAGAACCGAAUUACCGGAAUUACUAGUAGAUUACCCGGGUUACCAAUGCACCGGAUACAUCCCGAAUGCCUUCAGCACCCGUAUUGCCCCGUAUAAAGUGCACUGACGAAUUAGUAUCAACGUUUCCAAGCAUUCAACGUGACUAAGCACUAAAUUCAAUCCUCUUUUCAUUGAAUACUUACGCUAUUUUGGACAUUCACACACAAGGAUCCAUAACUGCGUAGCCAUAUCAAAACGUGAACUCAGUUUAUUUUACUAUUGGGAAACAAUAACCCAUUUAUGGAGCCCAAAAUAUUAACCAUGAAGGCAAACUAGGCCUUUUAUAACAUCCUAUGUUUUAUCUUAAAUAUUUUUUUUACGUCAACAUUGCAUUAAAGCAGAAGUGUAGUCCCACACAUUCGUUAUUGAAUUCGGAAAUAAGGUCGUUUCAUUGCAUUAAAACAGCAUGAACAUUUUAAAACUAUUUGGUUU
Messenger RNA from Chilo suppressalis (striped riceborer), 2107 nucleotides. The record is from the annotation of a GenBank genome assembly. Lineage: Eukaryota; Metazoa; Arthropoda; Insecta; Lepidoptera; Crambidae.